Messenger RNA from Crotalus tigris (Tiger rattlesnake), 3481 nucleotides. RefSeq names its product zinc finger protein 346 (gene ZNF346). The transcript is spliced from 7 exons. The coding region runs from base 137 to 919 and encodes 260 amino acids. Lineage: Eukaryota; Metazoa; Chordata; Lepidosauria; Squamata; Viperidae. Gene Ontology annotation, molecular function: zinc ion binding; double-stranded RNA binding. The record is from RefSeq and is a predicted model, not a curated record.
UCAAGUCAUAGCUGAAGUUUCACAAAUCAUAAAUAUUUGGUACCAGCACUGCAAUGGAAAGGACUUUGGCAAGUAUGGCAGAUGAGCACACCAAAAACAGCUACAGUAGAAAAGCCAUUUGGAGACUAAGAAUUAAAUGGAUCGGCUGAUCAGAGAAAAUAGCCACAUCUUCACCGACACCCAGUGCAAAGUAUGUAGCGCGGUGCUCAUCUCUGAAUCUCAGAAGCUUGCUCAUUAUCAGAGUAAGAAGCAUGCAAACAAAGUUCGGAGAUACAUGACUAUCCAUGGGGAAGAGGAAUUCAGUCAGAAUAAAAAAAUAAAGCUGGAAACAGAGCAGCAACAGAGCAGUAACGGUGAAGACAGGAACAAAUGCUGCCCCAUCUGUAACAUGACCUUUUCUUCACCUGUUGUGGCUAAUUCUCACUACUUAGGCAAGACUCAUGCCAAGAAUUUGAAACUGAAGCUGCAGUCUCCUAAUACAGAAGUUUUACCCAUUCAGAAAGAGCCUACUAAUCUUCUUCCCACUACCGGGUCCUCUAAUGAAGAGAAUCAAAACACUUCUGACCCAGACAAAUUCUGCAAUCUCUGCCAUGCUACAUUCAAUAAUCCACUGAUAGCAAAACAACACUAUGUUGGCAAGAAACACAAAAAGCAGGAAACCAAGCUUAAGCUGAUGGCACACUAUGGGAGAACUCCCGAGGAACCAGCUGUCUCCAGUGCUGGAAAGGGAUAUCCCUGCAAUGACUGUAACAUAGUACUGAAUUCUAUAGAGCAAUAUCAAGCUCACAUCAGUGGCUUCAAACACAAGAACCACAUACCAGGAGGCAUUCCUGUUACAGCACGAUACCAGAAACAACUGUACACACAAGAGGAAACCACUGGCCCUGAUGGCUACAGCUAUUUCAGCCAGGACCUCUAGAGCAAAUUGCUGUGCUGUCUCUGGAUUGCUCGUGGCUCAAAAGUGAACCCUUUUGCCAUCCUGCUACGAUAUUACAGUUCCGCUGACUAAAUGAAAUCCUCCUGGUCUGCAGUGUACAGGUUUAGCUGAUCCAGAACCAACUAUUGGCUAAAGGAUUUAGAAGGGACAUCAUUACUACUUGGCAUUUGCUCAGUCCUUUAGAGUAGUUUUCAUUGUGUAAUCUCUUACUGUAAUAGCAGAUGGGGGCGGGUGGGAUACGGGGUUCUCUCUGGCCCCACCAAGGCUUGGCAUUUGCUGGGAUUCCAUCUUGAGCCCAUCCUUUCCUUCUGCCUAGAAGAAGCAGAAGGAAGUCCUACACACAGGAAUAGAGUGAGAUCAACCUUAGGAAGAAAGCUCUUUAAUUCAGGGUAACAUAAGGCUUGUUAUCUAUGAGAUGUGGAAUGGGUGUAAUGGACGGACUAAUUAUCCUUGCUUAGAAUGAGGUGUUACAUUGCUGUAUUCAUCUUGUCCCUGCUGGAAUUAAUAGGGUUUGUGUGCAGUUUCUUAAGUCACCCAUUUUGCCAUUCAAAACUACUUUGUAUUUCAGCAGAUGUUGGCUUUGAAGCAACUGGUGGUCUGUCUGGUAAAGUUUUUGUUUUGUUUUGUUUUGUUUUGUUAAUAGUGUGCAUAAUCAACUUCAGAAACACAAGAAGGAGGGGGCUCUGGUACAACUAGUGGUGCCUCCCUAAAGCUGCAUUCUUUCUGUUCCUGGCAUUCUUCUAGAAACUGUAUUGUGUUUAAACCUAUCUGUAUCUCAAGUUUUUUAUGUUAAAAUGUUAAUGAGAAAUUAUUUCAUGUGGUGAUGGAGGCUCUUGAUUUUUGUUCUUUAAGUCAUUCUAACAGACAGAAAUAAAUUGAGAGAAUCCAGAAACUGCAUUUUGACUCUCUGGUAGAAGUGGUGUUUGUAGGGAACCUUCCCUGAGGCAUACUUUAUUUUUGGCAGUGUCAGCUCUCUUAUUUCUUACCUUUGUAAAUUCAGUAACCGUCCUGAAGCUUAGAUAUUGGAUAAUGUGUUUUAGAGGCAUCUGUUCUCUAAGAUUUCUGUUGUCUUCUUGCUGAUAAAUUUCUAAAACAUAGGAGGGAAUUCUACUUAAGCUGAUUUGGUUGCAUGUUUUCUUUAGAAAAGAAAAAGUAUAAUCAGUUCUGCUAAUAUUAGAUUAAUUUUUUCCCUCUGCAUGUAAAAAUGGAGAAUUGUCAAUAUCCAAGUCUGUUAAAGUAGAGUAUCAAAAGAUAGUCGCCACUUUAUGUACCCCAUCUUUAAAACUAUUUCCGUUUAAAGCCAGCUAACAAAUGUUCUGCUUCAAAUGAAGCAGCAUUUCAUAAGACUUGCUGACAAUUUAGAAGUCCUUUGCUCAAUGGCUUGUUUAAUCUGCAGUCUUCAUAAUGAACAGGAACACCAUGUCCUUUCUAGGCAACUCAUUUCUAAGUCUUGAAUAGUUUUUCCUAUUAUCACUUAAGCUUCCUAAAUUAAACUAGUUGGCAGGAAUUUGGUAUGAAAACUGGGGUGUAGUAUCUUCUAUUUUAUGUAGUGACAGGUCAUGUGAAUUUGCAUCCCCUUCUAAUUGAGUGAGAGUAUUGCCUGGCAUUUUUGUCUUUUUGGAUAGCCUCUAUUUCCAUCUGCAUUAUUUGUGCGAUUGAAAUACAUGAAUGUUGCUCCCUUAUUUAUGUUCUCUGGCAUAUAUCUGUGUUAAUAUGUGUGUGUGCACACAUUUCCUUUUAGCGUAUUGAUUUUUUAAAAAAUUAAAAGAAUCUUAUCUUUGUGUCUCUACUUCUCCAGCUGAACUAUUACGGUAAGGCUCAAAGUAUACCAGAAAAAACUUUUUUUCUAUAAUGAUUUAUUUCCACUGAUUAUCAUUUCUGGCAAACCUCUUUUGCUGUUUAUUAUUCUCCACCAUUUUUGCCCAAUUCAAGCAAAGAUUAGUUUUAGAACUCUGUUUACAUUCAUGAUUUCUUAUUUACUUAAUGGGGUUAAGUAUUCUGAGGUUGCAUCUCAUUAUUUCCAGUAAAUUCAGAAGUGAGCCUUCCUUUUUUCCCUCAAAAUAUAGUUUCUUUACAAGAAAAAAGGAGUAAUAGGAUUUAAGUAAUUUUGUGUGUGAUCUAGGAUAAAUAUAUAUACAUAGACACUUUCUCAUGACAGUUUUCUUGUGAAUAAUCCUUCAAAUAUUAUCUUCUGACUUUUGGUGGUUAUAUGUACAUUAACAAUUUGUUUCUUUCUCAGCAUUUAAGUUUUCUGUUUUGGCAUUCUCGUUCUCCAGCAUCUUGUGCACUAUUUGAGACAUGGUCUGUGAUAUGCUUAGUGAGCUUUCAUACUCUACACUGUAAAACUUUGGAGACUAUGGUUGCCUGUAUGAAAUUCUGACUUUAGAAUUUUAUUUCUAAUGCAUAUUGAAUUAUUGAAUUAUUUUGCAGUUGCUAAGUGUUGAUAAUUUUGGCAAAUGCAAGGAUGAAUAAGUAGUCUGUUACCUCAAUAAAGUGAUUAAUAUUUUGGUUCAGACUAAAUACAAAUGGGACAUUCGCAAUUAA